Messenger RNA from Lactuca virosa, 555 nucleotides. NCBI's taxonomy places the organism in Eukaryota, Viridiplantae, Streptophyta, Magnoliopsida, Asterales, Asteraceae. The record is from the annotation of a GenBank genome assembly.
AUGUACAGGGCUUUUACAAGAAACCUGGCUCCUAACAAAGAUACCGAAGAAGGUAUAAACUGGACCAACGAGAAUAUUGUAAAAUUUUGUGAGGUUUGUAUCGACUACAUUACGAAUAAUGGACGUGGUCAACUCAUGAGAUGGCGAGAGAUAGAAGACUUGUUUGCAGAAAAGGUUGGUAAAAGGUGUAACUUUAAAAGCUUAAAGAACAAGUAUGAUAGCAUGAAGAGAGAUCGGCGCCUUUGGAAAUUUUUAAAAACGGGAGAAACUGGUUUAGGUUGGAACCCAACCACCGGAAAGCUAGAUUGUUCGGAUGAAUGCGUCUUAUUAGUUCACUUUAUAAGAGAAACCACAUGCAAAGAAGUACCGUCACAAGGGAGUUUAUCCACUACUAGAAGAAAAAUGGGAUCAUUUGUUUGGUGCCGCUGUGGCAACAGGAGUGGGUUGCGUAGCUCCCUCAUUAAAUCUGGAGUGUGCGAUAAAUCAAUUAAUGAUGCAGACGAGAUACAAAAUGAAAAUGCUUGGUCCGAUGAGGCUAUGCGUGAAUAUUCUUAA